CUAUGGCCAGGGUCUACUUUGAGAUGCGCGAGUAUCGGCGGGUGGCCCACACGCUCCACGAGGCGCAGAGCGAUCUGGGCAAGUUUAUGCGGUGGUACGCCACGUAUCUGGCUGGCGAGAAGCGGAUGGAGGAGGAUGCGCUGGAGCUUGUGGGGCCAAUGGCCGAGGCGCCCGGGAGCAACGGUGAGCUCCGCAGCCUGGCUAAGGAGCUGGAGAGCGAGUAUCAGGCCUCGAGCCUCGAUGGCUACGGCAUGUACCUGUACGGGCUUGUGCUGAAGCAGCUUGACGCGCAAGCGCGGGCACUGUCGAUGCUUGUGGCGGCGGUCAACGCGCGCCCGCUGCUGUGGGCGGCAUGGACCGAGAUUGCAGGCCUCUGCACCGACGCGGUGAUGGCGGCCGAGCUGCCGCUGCCGGACCACUGGGCCAAGACCAUGUUUGUGGCGCACCUGCACCUCGAGCUGCAGCAAAACGCCGAGUCGCUCACGCUGUGGGAGGAGCUCGGCGAGCUGUUUGUCGAGUCAGACCACGUGGUGGCGCAAGCUGCGCUCGCCAACUACAACCUGCGCGAGUUUGGCGUCUCGGGCGAUCUGUUCGAGGCCCUUCUCGAGCGCGACCCGUACCGCCUCGAACACAUGGACACGUACUCGAACAUUCUGUACGUCAAGGAGGAGGCCGCCAAGCUGUCGCGGCUAGCACACAGCGCGUCGCAGACCGAAAAGUACCGCCCGGAGACCUGCUGCAUCAUCGGCAACUACUACUCGCUCAAGUCGCAGCACGAAAAGGCGGUGACCUACUUCCGCCGCGCGCUUAAGCUCAACUCGCGGUUCCUCUCGGCGUGGACGCUGAUGGGCCACGAAUACGUCGAGAUGAAGAACACGCCGGCGGCGAUCGAGGCCUACCGCCGCGCGGUGGACAUUUCGCCGCGCGACUACCGUGCGUGGUACGGGCUCGGCCAGACGUACGAGAUCCUCUCCAUGCCGUUCUAUGCCCUCUACUACUACCGCAAGGCCACCACGCUGCGACCUUACGACGCUCGCAUGUGGUGUGCAAUGGCCAACUGCUUUGAGAACCUCGAUCGUGUCCCAGAGGCCAUCAAGUGCUACGAACGCGCCCAGUCAAACUCGGAUCGCGACGGCAUCGCCCUCUCCCGCCUCGCCGACCUCUACGACGGGCUUGGAGACUCUGCCAAGGCCGCGUUCUACUUUGAGCGGAACCUCGCCCGCCUCGAGAAGGAAGGCGCCGCCGGGCCGGCCAUGGUCAAGGCCCUCAUCUACCUCGCCGUCUACUACAAGAACACCGGCGAUUUUGCCCAGGCCGAGCUCUUCUGCUCGCGGCUGCAUGACUUUGGCGGUCGCGAGAAGGAAGAGGCCAAGGCCCUGCUCCGCGAGAUCCGCGCCGCGCACCGCCCGCUCAUCCCAUCCACGCCCAACACCUCGAACCCGUGAGUUUGGGACACGGGCUAACCAAUAACAGUUGAGACAACGUGACGCA
Molecule: messenger RNA, 1491 nt
Organism: Thecamonas trahens ATCC 50062
Lineage: Eukaryota; Apusomonadida; Apusomonadidae
Product: cell division cycle protein 23
Exons: 1
Biological process (GO): cell division
Cellular component (GO): anaphase-promoting complex
Molecular function (GO): protein binding
Source: RefSeq, a predicted model, not a curated record